GGAGGGGGCAGGCCGCCACGGCGGAGGGCGCCGGCCCGGAGGCGAGCCACUGGCUCCAGGACCUCCCCGCGCCUCCUCACUCCCGGGGGCCACGGAGAGCACGCUCAGGGCCCGGCCGGCCCACUCCAGACGCGCGCCCCGACGCGCCGGGCCCAGGCCGGGAGGCCCAGCAGGCGCCUCUGGAGGAGCCCCGCAGACGCCAUGCUAAAAGCCAAAAUGGCUGCCCCGCGGACGCCCGCAGCGCGCCGCCCGUGAGGAGGGAGCCGGCGCCGCGGCGGGGGAGGGGGCGCGGGAGCACCGUCCAGCCGCAGCCGGCGGCCCAGGUUCUAGCUGCCACCAUCUCGUACUAUAACUUUUAAAUUAUAUUUGGAAAGAAACCAGCCACAGGGGGAAAAUGAUCAAGUUUUUCCUUAUGGUGAACAAACAAGGGCAGACCCGGCUGUCUAAGUACUACGAGCAUGUGGAGAUUAAUAAACGUGCCCUUCUGGAGACAGAUGUCAUCAAGAGCUGUCUGUCCCGAUCCAGUGAACAAUGCUCCUUCAUUGAAUAUAAGGAUUUUAAGCUCAUCUAUCGGCAAUAUGCAGCUCUCUUCAUUGUGGUUGGAGUAAAUGAGACCGAGGUAAGACGCCAGAAAAGCCUGAGAAGAUGCAAGACUUUAUUCUCCAAUGAGAUGGCUAUUUAUGAGUUCAUACACAAUUUUGUGGAAGUUUUGGAUGAAUACUUCAGCAGAGUGAGUGAACUAGAUGUAUCCUUUUCGGUACCUUUUCUCAUGGUAUGUGGCAAAGCACACUCAGGGCCUGACCAGAUAAUGUUUAACUUGGACAAAGUCCACAUCAUUUUGGACGAGAUGGUGUUAAACGGCUGCAUUGUGGAAACUAACAGAACAAGAGUUCUUGCCCCUCUACUGAUCCUUGACAAGAUGUCAGAAAGCUGAUGAAGAUUAGCAUGGUCUGAGAGGUGUAAGCAGCAAGGAAGACAUCACAAACCACAGCAGCCUUCCGAAAACUGUCACUAGCUGUUUCCCAUGGUUCCUAGAGAAAACAAUUCUCUCCUCUAGUUUACUGUACACCCCAGCCAUAGCCCCUCCUUCCUCUCCUCCCUGUCCCACCCUCCUUACCUCUCCCCUGAAUCCUCCCUUACCUCACUCUCAGAAAAGGGGAGCCCUCCCCCCCCCAGCACAUGAAGUCUUCUCAGGACUGACCACUUCUUCUACACACAGCGGCCUGGCAAGACAGACCUGCCAGGGAUGGAGAAGCAUGCAGUAGAGUCCUUGUCAGAGACAGCCCCUAUUCCCCUUACUAGGGAACCCACAUGAAGACCAAGCUGGACCUAGACUGUAUGCAUAUGUAGUUAACUGUAUGCUUCCUUUUCCUUCUGCAGGAGCAUCAGGGUUACAGGGGGAAAGAAUGGGUGGCAGUUCUCCAUCAGCCAAUAAAUUUCAAGUUGACUUGACCAUAUGA
Molecule: messenger RNA, 1460 nt
Organism: Meriones unguiculatus (Mongolian gerbil)
Lineage: Eukaryota; Metazoa; Chordata; Mammalia; Rodentia; Muridae
Gene: Ap4s1
Product: adaptor related protein complex 4 subunit sigma 1
Exons: 6
Coding region: 395-934 (179 amino acids)
Biological process (GO): vesicle-mediated transport; protein transport
Cellular component (GO): intracellular membrane-bounded organelle
Source: RefSeq, a predicted model, not a curated record